AUGGCGAUUCCGUUCGUUUUACCGUCCAACGACGAAGCGGAGGCCCAGGGACAGCAGCUGGAGCAACUGAUGCUCGACCUGUACGCUGCCCUGCAACAGGUCCUCCGGAGCAGAAACACCCAGCAUCCGUCACGAAAUCAUCGGUUACCACGACGGGUCGGUGACGAGCGGCAUCCGGUGGUGCUGGUGGACUCGGACCUGUCCCGAUUGCCGCUGCCGGAUCUGGUGCUCUCCGCCGUGGAGCAGCUUCCGGCCGCGACGCCCCAGGUGACCGUGUCGGCGCCCAGCAGCCCGACCAGGGACGCGGCGUUCCAGUUUCCGGAGUGCAGCGGCGAUGAGAGCGGUCUGGCACCGGUGCCAAGCCCAAGGCCACGACCGCGAAGACGCAGGCUCACCUCCGAGGGUGGCAGUGCCGCGGCCAUGAAGAAGGGACCAGUCGCCGAGCCGAUCUGCAACAGCUGCUGCGGCCACUACGGGCAGGCCUUCAACGAGAGCCAGUGGGCGAGCGUAGGCGCCAACCUCAGGAACAUCGCCGACGACUUUCACGCGUCAAAGACCAAGGCCGCUGAGAUCGAAAAGUCUCGACUGCCCGCGAUGAACUCGGGCUUCGCAAACUCGAGCAACGCUAACGGGUCCACGGACAGCAUCCUGUCGUUGCUGAUCCCGGCUCCGCUACGCGAGACCCUGUGGACGACGGUGGCCCUGUACCUUGGAUGGAGGCUGGUCUCCCGUCUUCGAUAG
Eufriesea mexicana is the source of this 741-nucleotide messenger RNA. RefSeq lists its product as uncharacterized. The transcript has 3 exons. The coding region runs from base 1 to 741 and encodes 246 amino acids. NCBI's taxonomy places the organism in Eukaryota, Metazoa, Arthropoda, Insecta, Hymenoptera, Apidae. The record is from RefSeq and is a predicted model, not a curated record.